GCCAAGAGUCGCAGAUAGCGUUAGAACGAGUUAAGUUCGUUGUAAUAUUAAAAAUAACGGUUAAAAAUAUUUUUUUUCACACGUGAUAUGACACAUGACAUUUAUUUCUCAUCAGAGCUGAAUAACAAUGUAAUAGCAACAACGUUAUCACCACGAAUCGAGACUGUGGUGCGUCCCUCGACACACUCGCCGUGAAAUGUUAGGACACCACCACACAGGUUGUGAAAUGUUCGAAGUGCGCCGUUCGGGUCUCAGUUGCAAGUCAGCAUUGGAACACUUAGCGCUGCGCCAGUCAACACAGCGACCGUCACUCGGCCUUGAGAUUCAACACAUUAUCUUCUAAAGCACGAUGUUGUUCACAAUCCUGAUCUACUUGUUCUACUACGUGCUGUACACUGUUCUACUCGCCAUCGCUGGUCUUUGGUGUUUCGAAGAAUGCGCCCUGACUGAGGAAGAAGAGUAUGAGUUCAUACAUCACCAUCGAGCUAUGCCUUACUGAAGGCUCUAUACCGUCUGGAGACUACAUUUAGUCAGCGACAGUAGGAAAUAAACCUACGAAAGCUUUACUUCAGUUGUUAAAGUAAGUGACUUUAAACCUAUAAGUGAGUGAAGUGUCGAGUGUUAAGUGCAUAUAGAACAUUUCAAAAAUGUCUGGUUUCGUUAAAAUCGCCAUCGAUGACUACUACUCGGACAACAACUGGACCACCAUCAUCAACAAAUAUUGGAUGCUGGCUGAAAGAGUGUCGGACCCCAGGGUACAAGGAUGGUUCAUGUUCGACACUCCGAUAGCAACCUUCGCGAUGGUGGUCGCGUAUCUGGCAGCAGUAUUAAUUCUGGUACCUCUGUACAUGGAGAACAGAAAACCCUUCCGCCUCAAGAGGACCCUGAUCUGCUACAACGCCUUCCAGGUUUUGCUGUCACUUUAUAUGUUUUACGAGCACUUGAUGUCAGGGUGGUGGGGUGACUACAGCCUAACAUGCCAGCCGGUGGACUACAGUGACAGUGAAAAAGCCAGAAGAAUGCUGCAUCUCUGCUGGGUGUACUACUUCUCGAAACUAUCAGAGUUCGCGGACACGAUAUUUUUUGUUCUUCGCAAGAAGAAGAGUCAGAUAACUUGGCUGCACUUGUACCAUCACUCGCUGACGCCAUUCGAAGCCUGGCUUUUAGUUAAAUUUAUUGCAGGUGGUCACGGAACCUUCUCCAACAUCGUCAAUAAUCUAGUCCACGUGAUUAUGUACGCCUACUAUAUGAUGGCGGCUAUGGGCCCUCAGUACCAGAAGUAUUUGUGGUGGAAGAAACACCUCACAACACUUCAACUAAUCCAAUUCUUCAUGGUUUUGUUCCAUUCAAUCAGUGCUCUUGUGUAUGACUGCGGAUAUCCCAAGAUCAUCGCCAGCGGUCUCAUUCUGCAUUCAACAAUAUUCAUAGUACUGUUCACUAAUUUCUACAUGAAGGCCUACAAAGACGGACGCGUUCCGCCGGAAAUAGAGACGUGCAACAACAACAACACUUACAUUACAAACAGUCCCAUGAAGAACAACAUCCAGGAGGACUACGCGGGACAUAUGUUGAAACAAAAAGUGCAAUGAUUUACGAGUACAAACACGUGGACAAUAAAAUUUGAACGUUUCAUACGCCACAAUCAAUUGCACUGUCGAAUAUACCGUACGUCGUAAAAUAUUACCAAUGAUUACCUAUACAGUGUAACCUGUACAUUGUGCAUAGACCGAUAGACUUUGUUGUACAUAGCGAAUAUAUUAUAAAUAAUAACGUAAUCAUUAAAGUCGACGGCCGAUUUAAAUUAUGAUUCGGGUUUUAUUGAAUCAAUAAAACCCGAAUAUCAUAUAAAUAUUGAACGGUUAUUUAAGUAAAACGCUGACUGUUAUAAGACAUUAUUUUAUAUUCCACUGCCAGUUAUUAUAUUGUAAAUAAAUUUAAUAUUUUUUUUUUUAUAUUGAAUCACUCUAGCAAUGUCUGUAUCCCGGUGCUAUAUUUUUUUAAGAAAAUUUCAUGCUAUAAUGAACUACCUCAUAGUAUCAACUAUCAAACAUCCGUCCGUUAGGUAGGUAUAUACAAUGAGUCAAGUAAAAACUAUAAAACAUAUCCUUCUCUUUGAUUUUAAAUGUUUAUUUAGGAUUAGUUUUUUAUGUAACAAAAUAAUUAGAGUUAUUUUAACAACAGUAUUAGACUUAAAAAUAUAUUAUUAUAUUAUAGCUCCCAGUGGAACACGUCGUCAAGAAUAAUGUAACAGUCAGCUCUAGUUACUUUGUAUAGAAUGUAUUAUAAGAUAUAUCCUCUAAGUAAAUGUACGCUUUUCUAUAUUAAUAAAAAUAUAUUUAACAAA
This is a messenger RNA of Danaus plexippus (monarch butterfly), 2344 nucleotides long. RefSeq names its product elongation of very long chain fatty acids protein 7-like. The transcript has 10 exons. The record is from RefSeq and is a predicted model, not a curated record. Gene Ontology annotation, cellular component: endoplasmic reticulum membrane. Gene Ontology annotation, molecular function: fatty acid elongase activity. Gene Ontology annotation, biological process: sphingolipid biosynthetic process; fatty acid elongation, monounsaturated fatty acid; fatty acid elongation, saturated fatty acid. The coding region runs from base 648 to 1589 and encodes 313 amino acids. NCBI's taxonomy places the organism in Eukaryota, Metazoa, Arthropoda, Insecta, Lepidoptera, Nymphalidae.